GAGCGACAGGUCUCGGGCCCUCAGGCGGAGAGCGGCGGGCGCCGGACCCCCAGGUGGAGCGACAGGUCUCGGGCCCCCUCAGGCGGAGCGACAGGUCAGGUCUCGGGCCCCCAGGCGGGGCGGCGGGCGCCGGACCCCCAGGCGGAGGACAGGUCUCGGGCCCCCAGGCGCAAGCGAUCGCUGGGCAGCGGGCAUCAGGUCUCACCAGGCCCAGGCGAAGGCGGGCACCGGUCACCAGGCACGACAGUGGGCUCCGAGUCAACUGGCAUGACCGCGGGCACUGGGUCAGACAUUGGAUCGUCUGACUGGACAGCGGGCAUCGGGUCACCAGGCAUCAGGUCAUUUGGCUCGACAGCGAGCACCGCGUCAUCUGGCAAGGCAGUGGUCUCCGAGUCAACUGGCAUGACCGCGGGCACUGGGGCAGACAUUGAAUCGUCUGGCUGGACAGCGGGCAUCGGGUGGCUCGACAGCGGGCACCGGGUCAUUUGGCUUGCCAGCGGGCACCGCGUCGUCUGGCAAGGCAGUGGGCACCGGGUCACCAGGCAUUGGAUCGUCUGGCUCGACAGCGGGCAU
Messenger RNA from Staurois parvus, 573 nucleotides. NCBI's taxonomy places the organism in Eukaryota, Metazoa, Chordata, Amphibia, Anura, Ranidae. The record is from the annotation of a GenBank genome assembly.